AUGGGGCCUCCUCUUUACCACCUAUCAGAUUUGGCCCUUCCCUCCUACCAAGGAGACCGCUGGUAACAUUCACAUUUUUACAUGGAAUUUUUCGAAAUAAAGGGGGCGGUAUAGGAUUCGAACCCCCGAUAUCACUGCUAAGACCCUCCGACUCGCCCACUCGAGCCGCUUAGCCCUUCUUAAAUUAGUGAUUAGGGUGCAUCAGACUUAGGUUCAGGUUUAGGAAAGUGCCUUAAUCUCUCAAAUUUGACACUUUAUAUGGAUUGGAACUAAAUUGGUGCUUAGGGUGCAUCAGACUUAGGUUCAGGUUUAGGAAAGUGCCUUAAUCUCUCAAAUUUGACACUUAGCCUGAGGAGAAACUAAAUUAGUGAUUAGGGUGCAUCAGACUUAGGUUCAGGUUUAGGAAAGUGCCUUAAUCUCUCAAAUUUGACACUUUAUAUGGAGGGAAACUAAAUUAGUGAUUAGGGUGCAUCAAACUUAGGUUCAGGUUUAGGAAAGUGCCUUAAUCUCUCAAAUUUGACACUUAACCUGAGUUAUUGCUAAAUUUCUUCUUAGGGUGUAUCAGACUUAGGUUCAUGUUUAGGAAAGUGCCUUAAUCUCUCAAAUUUGACACUUAACCUGAGGAGUAACUACAUUGAUAAUUAGGGUGCAUCUAACUUAGGUUCAGGUUUAGGAAAGUGCCUUAAUCUCUCAAAUUUGACUCUUUACCUGAAGUCUAAUUAAAUUGAUGCAAUUGGUGCAUCAGGCUUAGGUUCUGCUUUAGCAAAUUGCAUUAAUCUCUCAAAUUUGACACUUGACCUUAGUUUUAGUGAAAUUGAUGAUGAAGGUGCAUCAGGCUUAGGUACUGCUUUAGCAAAUUGCAUUAAUCUCUCAAAUUUGACACUUGACCUUAGUAACAAUUACAUUGGUGCAAUUGGUGCAUCAGGCUUAGGUUCUGCUUUAGCAAAUUGCAUAAAUCUCUCAAAUUUGAUACUUGACCUUAGUUUUAGUGAAAUUGAUGAUGAAGGUGCAUCAGGCUUAGGUACUGCUUUAGCAAAUUGCAUUAAUCUCUCAAAUUUGACACUUGACCUUAGUAACAAUUAAAUUGGCGCAAUUGGUGCAUCAGGCUUAGGUUCUGCUUUAGCAAAUUGCAUUAAUCUCUCUAAUUUGACACUUUAACUUCGGUCUAAUUAAAUUGAUGCAAUUGGUGCAUCAGGCUUAGGUUCUGCUUUAGCAAAUUGCAUUAAUCUCUCAAAUUUGACACUUGACCUUAUUUUUAGUGAAAUUGAUGAUGAAGGUGCAUCAGGCUUAGGUUCUGCUUUAGCAAAUUGCAUUAAUCUCUCAAAUUUGACACUUGACCUUAGUAAUAAUUAAAUUGGUGCAAUUGGUGUAUCAGGCUUAGUAUCUGCUUUAGCAAAUUGCAUAAAUCUCUCAAAUUUGAGACUUUACCUUUGGUAAAAACAGUUUAUUUGUUUUGGAUUUUGA
This is a messenger RNA of Tetrahymena thermophila SB210, 1464 nucleotides long. RefSeq lists its product as hypothetical. Gene Ontology annotation, molecular function: small GTPase binding; GTPase activator activity. The transcript is spliced from 14 exons. Gene Ontology annotation, biological process: nucleocytoplasmic transport; activation of GTPase activity. Gene Ontology annotation, cellular component: nucleus; perinuclear region of cytoplasm; cytosol. The record is from RefSeq and is a predicted model, not a curated record. NCBI's taxonomy places the organism in Eukaryota, Ciliophora, Oligohymenophorea, Hymenostomatida, Tetrahymenidae.